AUGGUGGGAUUGGAAGCUUUAGAAGAAAGAGAGACCCUAGCAAUGAGAGGAGAAAGGGGCUUUGGAAUGGAAGACGGGAUUCAGAGAAAAGGGUUACGAGCAAAGCUAGAAGAAGAGUUUCAUACAAAGGACUUGGGGAUGCUAAAGUAUUUCUUGGGUGUUGAAGUCACAAGGAGUAAGAAAGGAAAAUUAGGAGCAAAGCCUUGUAGUGCUCCAAUGACGCUGAACAUGCACCUUACAAAAGAUGGAGAACUAUUUGAGGAUUCAGAGAGAUAUAGAAGGUUGGUUGGAAAGCUGAAUUACCUUACUAUGACUCGUCCAUAUAUUGCAUAUUUAGUCAGUGUUGUCAAUGCAGAUUGGGCAGGUUCCAAAAUGGAUAGAAGAUCCACUUCAGGUUAUUGUGUUUUCGUUGGCGGAAAUUUGGUUUCUUGGAAGAGUAAGAAGCAGAAUGUUGUGUUAAGAUCCAAUGCAGAAUCAGAAUAUAUGGCUAUGGCCCAAUCUGUGUGCGAGAUAAUAUGGAUUUAUCAGCUCUUGACUGAAGUAGGUCUUAAAACUUCAGUACCCGCAAAAUUAUGA
Molecule: messenger RNA, 576 nt
Organism: Humulus lupulus (European hop)
Lineage: Eukaryota; Viridiplantae; Streptophyta; Magnoliopsida; Rosales; Cannabaceae
Exons: 4
Coding region: 1-576 (191 amino acids)
Source: RefSeq, a predicted model, not a curated record